UUGUAGUCAGUGCACGUGGGGUCGGAGCAGAGCAGCAAUGUUGCGCAGGGAGUUGCGGCUGCGCAGGGAGUACCUGUACAAGAAGGCGCAGGAGGCCAAGCUGCACAGUAUUGAGGAGAAGAAGGAGAGGCUGAAGCGAGCGCUAGAAGAGAACCGACUGAUCCCCACAGAGAUCCGCAGGGAGGCGCUGACCCUACAGAAACAACUUGAGUUUGAUGAUGAAGGAGGAGAAGGUGUCUCCUCCCAUGUGGAUGAUGAGUACAAGUGGGCCGGGGUGGAAGACCCCAAAAUCAUGAUUACGACAUCGAGGGACCCCAGCUCCCGGCUGAAGAUAUUUGCCAAGGAAAUGCGACUGAUCUUCCCCAAUGCCCAGCGCAUGAACAGAGGCAAACACGAGGUGGGGGCACUAGUGCAAGCCUGCAGGGCUAAUGAUGUCACUGAUCUGCUGAUUGUACAUGAGACAAGAGGAAUGCCAGAUGGGUUAAUUGUUUGCCACCUUCCGUUUGGCCCCACCGCCUACUUCACCCUGUGUAACGUGGUUAUGAGACACGACAUCCCGGAUCUGGGCACCAUGUCUGAGGCCAAUCCCCACCUCAUCUUCCACAACUUCACUUCUCGCCUCGGCCAAAGGGUGGCCGACAUCAUGAAGUACUUGUUCCCUGUUCCCAAAGAUGAGAGCAAGAGGGUGGUAACCUUCGCUAAUCAGGAUGAUUACAUUUCAUUCAGGCACCACGUGUACAAAAAAACAGACCACAAGAACGUUGAGCUGUCGGAAGUGGGGCCACGCUUUGAGAUGAAAUUGUACAUGAUAAAGCUGGGCACCCUGGAGAACGAGAGCACGGCCGAGGUGGAGUGGAGAUGGCACCCGUACACCAACACCGCCAAGAAAAGGAAGUACCUCAGCGCUCAAUAGGCCACGUGUCUCCCCACUCAAUAGGCCACGCUGGGGAGAUUGUUUUUGUGUAAAGGGAGGGGCAAGUUGACAUUUAUAGUCACAGUGGGUUGGAGACCCCAGAUCCCACACACUGGCUCCAUGAAGCACCGCUGGGGGAGUGGGUGUAGCCGGCACAUGCUGAAGUUUAUGUUGGGAGGGGGAACCAGCGCCUGUGAGGGCCCAGUGUUCAUUUGGACCAGGCUGAGCCUCCCUGCAGACAAUAAGUGGACGGACAGACAGACGGUUCCACGAGAUCCCACUGAACAGAAGCAAAUGACUCACAAGACACAAAUUACUUUAUAUUGAGGGGGUGCUCGUUUUAUCACAAUGGGGCUCGCGACUGGGCUCACAAAUUCCUUUCUUGCCCAAAUAUCGCUGUUUAGCAAAGUUAUUACAUUAGGGUUAUUGCAAGUGUUUUGUCCAAUGAAGGGGCACCAGGCCCCCAUGUUUUGUCAGUUGUUUUGUACAGGGGCUUUGCAAACCUUAUUAAUUCAUGGGAGGGGGGGGGGCACAAUCUAUUACAAUAAAAAUGAAUGUAGAA
Xenopus laevis (African clawed frog) is the source of this 1475-nucleotide messenger RNA. It is a transcript of the gene imp4.S, whose product is annotated as IMP4, U3 small nucleolar ribonucleoprotein S homeolog. Gene Ontology annotation, molecular function: rRNA primary transcript binding; rRNA binding; snoRNA binding. The record is from RefSeq and is marked provisional. NCBI's taxonomy places the organism in Eukaryota, Metazoa, Chordata, Amphibia, Anura, Pipidae. Gene Ontology annotation, cellular component: small-subunit processome; nucleoplasm; nucleolus. Gene Ontology annotation, biological process: RNA folding; rRNA processing; ribosomal small subunit biogenesis.